AUGGCAGAAAGUGCAGAGACACUGGCCCACCCACAAGCUGGCAAGGCUAACUCUAUCACACCAAAGCGCAAAGUACCAGAAACCACAUCCAGCACCAUCAAUUUCACGUCGCGCAACCCGCCCUGGACCUAUCUCAAACUUCAGCUUAUUCCACAACCAGACGCCCCCGCCCUCCAGCCUCUCGAUGAGCUCUCAGCCCGCACCUACAUCUCCUCCGCACUCUCGCAAUUCCUUGGCCUCACGGGGACCGCAAUCCCUAUUGACAUUUUGAAAAUUGAGCCCAAGGGAGACACGACGUCUAGUGGCACAAGUCACAAGUAUGACAGUGCCUGGAUUCGAGUGCCUCGCGACGACGGGGCUGCUGUCGUCGCUGCGAUCAGUUCAUGGAUUGGAGGGAGUGGGAGCGCAUCGGGAGCUGCGCUCCGGAUCUGUGCAAAGGGGAAUUAUUUAGGGGCGCUGGUCGCUGGAUCAGGGCAGGACUUGUUUGUUCCUUGA
Messenger RNA from Penicillium oxalicum, 495 nucleotides. RefSeq lists its product as uncharacterized. Gene Ontology annotation, cellular component: ribonuclease MRP complex; nucleolar ribonuclease P complex. Bases 1 to 495 code for a protein of 164 amino acids. The transcript is spliced from 2 exons. Gene Ontology annotation, biological process: intronic box C/D snoRNA processing; tRNA processing; nuclear-transcribed mRNA catabolic process, RNase MRP-dependent. NCBI's taxonomy places the organism in Eukaryota, Fungi, Ascomycota, Eurotiomycetes, Eurotiales, Aspergillaceae. Gene Ontology annotation, molecular function: ribonuclease MRP activity. The record is from RefSeq and is a predicted model, not a curated record.